This is a messenger RNA of Passer domesticus (house sparrow), 2107 nucleotides long. RefSeq names its product intercellular adhesion molecule 5-like. Gene Ontology annotation, biological process: cell adhesion. The coding region runs from base 458 to 1510 and encodes 350 amino acids. NCBI's taxonomy places the organism in Eukaryota, Metazoa, Chordata, Aves, Passeriformes, Passeridae. Gene Ontology annotation, molecular function: integrin binding. The transcript is spliced from 5 exons. Gene Ontology annotation, cellular component: plasma membrane. The record is from RefSeq and is a predicted model, not a curated record.
CUCCCGGGGAACCCGAACAGAAUCUUCCCGGAGAGCGGAACCGACCCAUCCGGGGAACCCGAACCGAACUUUCCCGGGAAACCCGAACCGACCCAUCCAGAGAAUCCGAACGAAACCUUCCUGGAGAGCCCGAACCGACCCUUCCCGGUGCUCCCGGGGAGACCGAACCGAAUCUUCCCAGAGAGACCGAACCGACCCAUCCGGGGAACCUGAACCGAAACCUUCCCGGAGCUCCCGGGGAACUCGAACCGAAUCUUCCGGAGAACCCGAACCGAAACCUUCCCGGGGAACCGAACGAAUCUUCCCGGAGCACCCGCACCGACCCCUCCCGGGGUCCGGGCCCCGCACCGGCUCCAUCCCCGGGACCCUGAACCCACCGACCCCGCCCGGCCCGUCCCCGGUGCUCCCGGCGCAUCCCGGCGCCGCCGCGGGACCGGGAGCCGCCGUCCCCGCCGGGAUGGUGGCCCCCGCGCUGCUGGCGCUGGCCCUGGGCACCCUGGCUGUCGUGGCAGCCCCCCCGGAGGGUCCCCGCCUGUCCCUGUCACCCCCGGAGCCGAAGCCACAUCAGCGCUUCAACGUCACCUGCACCUUGGGGCGCGCCAUCCCCAACGCCAGCGUCACCAUCACCGCCAACGACCGCAGCUGGCACGCGACCCUCAGCCAGGACGGCCGCCAGGCCACCGCCACGGUCAAUGUCACCAAGGAGGGCACCGUCCAGCUGGGCUGCACCGUCCGCGUGGGCAGCGAGGAGCUCCAGGCCACGGCCACCGCCCAGGCCUUCUAUGUCCCCGUGCCGCUGCUGGACGUCGCCAACGCCACCGUGGCUGGCACGGAGCUGAGGGGGAACUGCUCCUUGCCGGCCGGGGCCGUGCGGGACAUCCGGCUGCGGGUGCUGGCCCAGGGCCAGGCCGUCCCGGGGGGCUCGGGGCAGCCCCCGGUGACCUUCAGGCUGCCGGUGUCGGAGGAGGACACGCAGCGGGAGCUGGAGGUGACCUGCGUGGCCGAGAUGGAGCCCUACACCUCCAGGAACAAAUCCCAGCGGGUCCGAGUGCUGGCCAAACCGCGGCUGGGCCCCUCGCACUGCCCCGCGCAGCAGAACUGGACGGAGGGGCAGGAGGGGACGCUGCACUGCGGGGCCGAGGGCUCACCUGAGCCGCAGGUGAGCUGCUCCAGGGACGGGAACUCCCUGGUGCCGGGAGCCGCGCUCCGCGCCGCCCGCGGCCACGCCGGGACCUACCUGUGCCGGGCCACCAACGCGCUGGGGACGGCCGAGCGCAACGUCACCGUCUGGGUGCACUACGAGGACGCGUUCCCGCUGCUCCCGGUGCUCUCGGGGGUGCUGCUGGCGGCAUUCGCCCUCCUGGGCCUGGCCGCGUUCUUCAUCCACCGCUACAGGAGCAAGAUCGGCGAGUACUGGCUCUGGAGGCGGCAGCCGCCGCCGGACGCGCGGCCCCGCCGGGCCCCGGGCAGCUCCCAGGCGGCCGCUCCCAACGGAUCCGCGGCCCCCUAGGCGGGCGGGGGUCCUGGAGGGGCCGGGACCCCCUGCCCGUCCCCGCCCCGCGGCCACCGAGGGGACAGCGACAGCGGGGACCGGCCGGAGCCGCGCGGUGGAAGCAGCUCCCAGACUGGGAUGGACUGGGACGGACUGGGACGGACCGGGAGGGACCGGGGCGGUGAGAUCCACCCGGCCCCCGGCGUGGAUCUCCGCGGUUCGCUCCGGAUUGGAUCCCGCGAGUGUUUUUGGGGUGGAUUUGGUGACUUUGGAGCAGCCGGGCGGAAUCCCGGGGACUCGGGGAGGACGAGGAGCCGGAGGGGAGGGGACACAGAGGCGACAGCCACCAAUAAACGCCGCCGUGACAUCCUCGGGGACAGCGCUCCGCGGCUCGGGGGGUUCCUGGCGAGCAGCGCGGGGGGUGCCCGGGCUGUGCCCGCGUUGUCCCCCCGGGCUGGGGACAGCGCCGGUGUCGCCGGCCGCGCCAGCCCCGCUGCCGGCGCUCGCGUCUGUCGCUGUCGCUUCGCCCACGCGCGGCCCCGGAGCCGCCCCCGCGGGGAGGGCGCCGGGGGCGUUCGGGGAGGGGUUUUGGGGUUUUUUUGGGGGGGGGUUCGU